AUGUACUCGGGUGUCCGUUCUUCUCCGUAUCUUGCAACCUCGUUCGACAGGAACAUCCCAUCCGUCUUGCCUUGCGCUGGCAAUGCGGAAGCAAAGUCGAUCCUUGCGCUACAAGGAGAUGGAGGACUGAGUCGUAAUACCGACGUGAUGUUUGAACAUGCCAGAAAUUUGUCAGAGCGCAUGGAAGAAAUUUUAACGAGACCCACAGUUCUAUCGGAGCUCCAGACGCCCCUCAGUUUGGACAAGCGACGAGAUCGAGCUCAUAUUAUUGAGCGGUUUAACCCAGUGCUAGCAUGA
This is a messenger RNA of Phytophthora nicotianae INRA-310, 297 nucleotides long. RefSeq lists its product as hypothetical. The record is from RefSeq and is a predicted model, not a curated record. The transcript has a single exon. Bases 1 to 297 code for a protein of 98 amino acids. Lineage: Eukaryota; Oomycota; Peronosporomycetes; Peronosporales; Peronosporaceae.